AUGUAAUCACAACAAGAUUCCAGCUACUUCACCGGGCUGUAAUUUCAGUCCGGGCUGAAAUUCUUCAUUUACCGACAAUCAAGGGCCAAAGGGGUGAUUACAUCGUGGACUUCAGCCCGAGAUGAAAUUUCAGCCCCUUUAGAGGACAGCAUUUUUAUAAGAGGGAAUCAUUACCUCUGCGCAUAAUUUUAUUGGCGGGAGGAGAGUGGGUACACAGUAUUCGCAGUUGGCAUACUGAGUUGAGGCGAACUAGUUACCAGGAUCACCCAUUAUUUUUUUUUCUUUCUUUUUUCCCAUCAAAAUCGGUUUUUUUGAAACUGUUAUUUUUCCUGUGUAUUCCACAUCGUAAGGCUAUGAAAACCGAACACCGAGCACCAAUCUGAAAAAAUGUUUUUACAAAUUGAGGUUGGAGGUCCAAGGGUUGAAUCUUCUCCCCUACCGCUAGAUGGAGCUGUGUUCGGUGGUUCCAAAUUAAACUCCACGCUUUGUAAACAGCUAACCGGUCAGUCUCUCGCCAAAUGGGAUUUUUGACAAGUUUCUGUUCCAUUUGAAAUAUUUGUUUGCUGUCAGUUUCAGUGUUCUCAAUUAGUACUGCCGUGCCAAACACUUCGACACUUAACUUAAGUAAACUGAUUCUUACAAAGGAGAACGAUUGCGAAACCUCCACGGUCCGUCGUUGUCAUAAAAACUCGCUGAAGCAGUAGGCAACGCGUUGUGAAAGAAUCUGGAAAGAGGGCAAGCUGAGCGUAAAUUCACCCGUCUCUUUAAAGCCCGGGUGUUGACUCGCGCGGGCUUCGCGUGAACUACUGAACUCGCAACAUACAGAUGGCAAAAAGGAGCCUAAGAUUUUCCUCGGUUUUUGUUUGACAAGUGCAAAACCGUGAUGCAUCGCCUUCUUUUUUGUGUGUUUUGAUUCUUUCCACGCGGGAGGCUCACGAUUCAAUCCGCCAAACAAUGGCGGCUGAUCAUAUGCAUAAGAAAAGAACCACAUUUGACUUUCAAAUUUAACUUCUCGCAUUGUUGCUCGGGCAACGCAAAGCCAGAAGCCGCUGCAAACACAACUUGAAAUAAUAUUUACCGAGCUUUUAACGUGAACAGGAUCCUGCCCUUUGCUUUGAUAUAUAUUACAAACUUCAUUACUUGAAUAUGUCGGACAUAGGAUCGGAAGACUUCGAAGAAGACGAAGGUAUCAAUCUUGGGGAAUAUGAAGGAGAACGAAAUGAAAGUGAAGAACGGCAUGGCUACGGUAAAGCAACGCUACCGAACGGAGACACAUAUGAGGGACAGUACGAGCACGGUAAGCGACACGGCAAUGGAACGUACCGCUUCAAAAACGGCUCCAAAUACGUUGGUGAGUACGUGAAAGGCAAGAAACACGGCCAAGGGACGUUUUGGUACCCAGACGGCUCGCGCUACGAGGGUGGCUGGGUCGAGGAUCGCAGAAACGGCCAUGGAAUUUACUACUACGUGAAUGGCGACACUUACGAAGGGAACUGGUACGAGCAUCAGAGGCACGGUCAAGGAGUGUACACCUACUCGGCGACUGGGACCAAGUACAAAGGAUCAUGGGUACACGGCAAGCGGGAUGGCUCUGGAGAACUGGUUCACUCUAAUCACAGAUACGUAGGAAAUUUCGUUGAUGAUAAUCUUCAAGGCGGCGGUAAAUAUCGAUUUGAUAUCGGCUGCGAGCAGCACGGGGAAUACGUGUUGGAAGAGAGGAUUCAGGAAGGCGAUACUGAAGAGGAUGAGCAACUAACCGUGCUGACAGCCAAGUGGAAGUGUGCUGGUAUCACAGAAAUCGAGCCUGCUAUCAUAGGAUGACUUUCAAAGAAUAAACAUUUUCUGAGUGUAUGAGGCGUCUUCGUAAAUAAAACACGUUUACUCUCCCUAAUUUAAGAAUCGAUCCCUGACAUUUGAAAUGAAACGAGGGAAUUUUCCUUUUGCCUCUGUUUCAAAACGAGUCAGGGCUCGUGUGAAACCAUUCAUACAAAAAUGUGUUUCCCCCGCCCCCCUCCUUCAUGAUCAUUUUCACGCAAACGUCAAUCAAACUGAUCUUCAUGUGAAAGGUUUUGCAAGAGCACUCGCUUUUUGAAACUGAAAGGCACAAUGUAACUCUAAAAUGGCCAGGAGUGAGAUUGUUUGGAAGUGGCCUAUUUUCAAGCCAGUGAAUAAAAAUUUCCUUCAGUCCAUUCUGAUGUGAUUGGC
Messenger RNA from Orbicella faveolata, 2205 nucleotides. RefSeq names its product radial spoke head 1 homolog. The record is from RefSeq and is a predicted model, not a curated record. Lineage: Eukaryota; Metazoa; Cnidaria; Anthozoa; Scleractinia; Merulinidae. Gene Ontology annotation, biological process: axoneme assembly; spermatid development. Gene Ontology annotation, cellular component: nucleus; motile cilium.